Sarcophilus harrisii (Tasmanian devil) is the source of this 2069-nucleotide messenger RNA. It is a transcript of the gene C4H6orf15, whose product is annotated as chromosome 4 C6orf15 homolog. The record is from RefSeq and is a predicted model, not a curated record. Gene Ontology annotation, biological process: extracellular matrix organization. Gene Ontology annotation, cellular component: extracellular matrix. NCBI's taxonomy places the organism in Eukaryota, Metazoa, Chordata, Mammalia, Dasyuromorphia, Dasyuridae.
AUGUAACACCAUAGCACUCAGAGUUCAGCUUUCCUGGGUCUGUUUAUAAUCAGUUUUCAUUUCCCAGCUUUCUUUGCCAGGAACGUUAGCUAGACUGAGGAAACAACCUUGCAGGACUUGGAAUCUAACUUCCUUCUUUCUGAACACUCAUUGGGACCCUCUCUUCCUAAUCAUCCUUGGCUCAGACCAGAUCCUCUGUCGGGUAGUUUAGGGACUAUUGUUCUUUUGGGGCCCAAUAACUCUCUCUAUGAUCACUCUUGAUAGUCUGAGAAUUCUGGGCUCCAGGCAUCUUUCCUGGAUGAGAGUGCAUCAGCCCAGGGAUCCUUGGCUCCUGAUGAUACUUGGCAAACAGUGGCUUACUCAUAUGAUGAAUUACUCCCUCACAAUUCUUUUCUAGAGCCACGUGCAGAAAUCCCUACCCAGCAACCUCUCAUCAACUGAAUUUUUCAGAAGCUUUUGCCUAGUCAUCCAUGGGGAAUUUAGGACAUCAAUUCAGGGGUGUCUUGAAAGAGUGAGAGUCUUGGGACUGCUUGGGGAGGUAGACUAAUUAAACUUCCUGAGGGAAGCUGGGGAAUUAGCAGUCAAUAUCUAGAUACUAGCUGGGGGAACCAUAAUCAGUAUCCAGGAACUGCUGGGGGAUGGGGUAAUAAUAAUAAGUACCCAGGUACUAUCUGGGAAGGGGUAUCAAUCAAUAUCCAGAUACUCUCUUUUUUUCUAGACUGAGCUCCUGGAAAUAAAUGAGCUAAACACUUAGUGCUGAUAAACUUUUGAGGGGAUAUAGAAGAGUCAGUCCCUCUGUAGAGGGUAGAAUAUUUCUAAUUUGAUUCUUGUCUCAUAGACUCCUCCCCUAGCAUCCAGAAAUCCUUCCAUUAUAACUCUUUUCUUCACUUAUUUUUCUGGAUCAGUUCUUUCUCACUAGUGGCAUAAGUUAGUCCAAUACACAUUUUUCAGGAGAAAAAAAUUGAGACCCAGUAUGGGGUUUGCCUAGGGCUACAAAGUGAUUAAAUGGAAGACUGAGGACUAGAAUCAAGGCUGUAUUAGGCCCAGUUUUCCACGGUGAAUUUUUAUUUACCCUUCAGGGAAUCAGAGCUACAAAUAAGUCUUGAUUUAUUGUUUUCUUCAUUGUCUCAUUUAGGGAAGUGAGGGGGAAAUUUUUAAUAUAGCAGAUGAAACUUCAAAUUCUUUUUUUUUUUCCGUCAUUCUCUGUUCAAUACUUUUCUCUCUCUCCUUAUUUAAUAGAUAUUUAUUAAGCGCUCAUUCUGUGUAAGGAACAGUGAUGAAAGAAGGAUACAAAGACAAAAAUGAAACCUUUUCUGCUUGCCCAGACCCUUCUCCAGUGCCUUCUCUUUAAGAUCGUCUUUCAUUUACAUCAUGUAUAUCUAUCUAUUGUUAUUAUAUACACAGUUUAUUUGGGCAAUUCAGUGGUGCCAUAGUGCACAGAAUGCUGGGCCUGGCAUCAGGAAGAUUCAUCUUGAAUUCAAAUCCAGCCUCAGACAUAUCCAACCUGUGACCUAGUAAGUACUUAAUAAAUGCUUGGUGACUGACAGACUGAAAUUGUCCCUGCCCUCUGCCAGUUCUUAUGACUAAGCCUGUUUAAAAACACAAAGUAAAUAUGAAGUAAUUUCUAGAGUGGGAGUUAGGCUGUAAUGACUGAAGGCUUUGUUAGAAGAAAGGGUUACAUCUUCAUUUUUUAGUCAACAAUGGUCUCUCUCUCUUUUUUUUUUCACCUUUUAGUCUAGGUUCUGCAGCCUUCUAAAUUAGAUUCACAAUCACUCAAAAGGGUUCAGUCAAAUAAUCUACACAGGAAAAAUGAAAAUAGAUAAAGAAAGCCAAUUUUAGAGCAGGGAUUCUUAACCUAGAGUCCAGGAACUUAAUUGGUGACUUCAUUUCAAUAUAAUUGAUUUCCUUUAUGAUCCUAUGCAUUAUAUGAAACAAAAUUCUUUUUGUUAAACACAGCAUUUUUCAAUGAUAUUCUUUGAGUUUUUUCUUCAAGUGAUGCUAUUUAGUUCUGAAUCAAUCAUGGAAUAUUAUCAAGUCUGGAGAAUCAAAAUUAUGUCACCCAAAGGUCA